UGGGAUAGGUACUCAGGUACCUAAUCUACAGCUACCUUUCUCCAUUUAAUUCUGUUCAACUUCCAUCAUCCAUCCAUCCACGCCCUCUCCAUCUCAACUCUUCUUGAACUCUGUCGCUAAUAAUAUCUACGUUCAAUUGUGUCGCAAAACUUACCAGAAGAAUUAAGUCAAUUUAAUUGAAUUAUUUUAUCAGCCAGUCAACCGUUAUGGAUCUUGUCUCGACCAUCCGCAAGACGGGCUCGCGCGGUGGGGUCAACUUCAAUUGGGAGGAUGUCGCCACUUCAACUCACCGCGAGAACUACCUGGGUCACAGUUUGAAAGCCCCCGUCGGACGUUGGGCAAAAGGCAAAGAUCUUACUUGGUAUGCGAAGGCCGAUUCAUCAACAAGCACAGAGACAGAGCAGGAAAAGGCAGCUCGGGAGCGGAAAGAAGAGCUCAAAAGAAUUAAAGAGGCGGAAGAAGAUGCGAUAGCUCGUGCGCUAGGAUUGCCCGUUCCUCCCCGAAAUGCUACUGGCGCAAAUGCUGUACAUGUGAGCGAAGGAAGAGGUGUUGAGGAUAGCGGCAAUAAUUCUACCGCAACUUCACGAGAUACCAAACAAUUACCCAACGAUACACGGCAGACAUCCACCAAGCAACACGACUCUGGACGGCACCACCGGAGGAGACAUAGGAGCAGGAGCCGCAGCCGAGAAAGACACCGGGACCGAUCACCAAGAAGACGAGACGGCCACCAUAGUCAUAGAUCAAGGGAAGAAAAAGACGACAGACAUGACCAUCAUCGGAGGCAAAGAAGUUACAGUCCCGAACGGAAUGACCAUAGACACAGAAGGCCACACCGAAGAGAACACAGCCGAUCCCGGAGUCCGGAGAGAGCCAAGCGGAGAAGAGACGGGAAAGAAAGUUUUAGACCUAGAUCAAGAGAUGGGCGAUCAAGGCGAAGUAGAAGCCCUCAGCAGCGCAAGAGGAGGAGUUCCCCAGAUGAUCAUCAUCGACGGCCAUAAAAUAAGUAUAUGAGCUAUGAUUAUACGCUGUAUUAUCUUAUUUAAGUGUGCAUUUCGGGUUAGCGGGUAGGUGUAAUAGGACAUGUUAGAGUUCAAAGUACAAGACAAUCUGGAUAGAUAGAAAUACCCAGUUUAUCCACGAGAUAUCUUCAUUACAGGUACCUAAGGUACUUAUCUAUGGAAUAAUUCUCGAAUUCAUCAGGUAUUAUAUGCUUAAAAAGAGCACAAAUUCCAAUGGAAUAUUCGCAUGGGAUCUACUGAAUAGGGAGUUUAAUGUCAAAUGUUAGACCAACGUUCUGUAGUACUAGGUAUCUACCUAGGUACCUCUUAGGUAACUUAAUGUACGAUUUGUAGUUC
Daldinia caldariorum is the source of this 1358-nucleotide messenger RNA. RefSeq names its product kinase phosphorylation protein-domain-containing protein. The coding region runs from base 207 to 1001 and encodes 264 amino acids. The transcript has a single exon. NCBI's taxonomy places the organism in Eukaryota, Fungi, Ascomycota, Sordariomycetes, Xylariales, Hypoxylaceae. The record is from RefSeq and is a predicted model, not a curated record.